Myxocyprinus asiaticus (Chinese sucker) is the source of this 1049-nucleotide messenger RNA. Its product is annotated as protein ccsmst1-like. The record is from RefSeq and is a predicted model, not a curated record. Bases 222 to 647 code for a protein of 141 amino acids. The transcript has 2 exons. NCBI's taxonomy places the organism in Eukaryota, Metazoa, Chordata, Actinopteri, Cypriniformes, Catostomidae.
UUCUUCUAAAAAUCUUAAUUUGUGUUCUGCGGAAAAAAGAAAGUCAUCCACAUCUGGAGUGGCAUGAGGGUGAGUAAAUUAUUAGGGGAUUAAAAUUUUUGGCGGAACUACAUUACAAGGCGGAACUACAUUACAGUUUAUUGUAGUUUCCGGACGGAAUUAACAGUCGCACUCGUUACAUGACCGGAGAAAAUCAUGCUCUGAUGUAAGGAAACUUCAAGAUGUCAGCUGCAGGACAACGAGUCUGCUCUAAUUUUUCCAGAUAUGCUUUAUAUCACCAUAUUUUCACCAACACAAGACAGAGCACUUUAAGAUCAUGUGCCACAAGGACGCUGUCCAUGACAUCACAGCUUUACGCAAAGUCCAGAAAACCUCCGGAUGGCGAUGAAGAAACUUCUAAACCCAUCAAGUUCUCCACCAGCAAGGCCAGCCACCAAACCUGGAACGUGGACCGCUCGCUGGGCAGCACUUACCAGCGGCCCUGGUGGAAAGUGUUACCCAUCAGCAUAUUUGGAGUGGGCUUCCUCUUCUGGUGCAUCUUCAGGAAGGAGUCAAAGAUAGACGACUCUCUGGAGAAACAUCUGUAUGAACAUUUACCAGGACUGCUGUCAGAUGAAGAGGAAGAAACUGUCAAAAGUAAACCAUGACAGUGGCUUAAAAAGGGACAUCUAUUUGGAAUGUUUAUUUAUUGUUUAGUGAUGCCUUCAGAAAUAAAAUGGUAGCCAUUUUCUCUAUACUGCAACUGAUUUAAAGUAUUCUAUUAACUGUCCAGACAGAACUCCAGAUCAAGCUGAAUAAAAAGGCUUGAACUGCACAUGUAAUAGAUUGUCAAUUAAAUAAUCCCUGACUCAGACAUGCCUAAAAAGGUAGACAAGAAACAAAAUGUUAGUCUUAGAUUUACACAAUUUAAUGGAAAAGAAAUUGAAAUAUGGUAAAUGUAAAUAUAGUUCAUUGCAUUGAGGACCAAAUGAUUAAAUUGAAAUGUGCAAAUCAAAAAAAAAAAAAAAGUUUGCAAGAUGGAGACCGAUAAUAAAUGGACUGAAUUCCAA